AAAAUUUAUUAUGCUUUCUUAAUCAAGUUUGACUUUGACUACUUAAGUUAGAUUAGCUAGUGUAAUAUAAGCAAUUGCACAAAAUGAAUAAUUAAUUGAAAAAAGAAGAUAAAUAUUGGCAUAACUUGAGAUGUUUGCUGUUGAAGUUGGUAAUGAUUUUGACAAAAUAAAUAGCAUUUUUAAGGUUGGAUUAGAGUAGAGUGAAUCAAUUGGCUCAUAGUGAUAUAAUUGAAUUUUUAUAAGAUAAUAAAAUAUCUCAUUCUUAAUUUGAAGCAGCAUAUUUAUUUAAGAGAUUAGAUUGGGAUAAAGAUGGAAGAAUAAAAUUAGGAGAGUAUUAUAUAAACUUAUAUAAAUAGUUUUAUUUAAUAUAUUUUACCAAAAAGAAAUAAUAAUUUAAGAGAUUUAGCAAAAGCAAGAACACCAUAUUAAAUAGAACCUGGAAUGUUAUUACCAAAUGAAGUAGAAUUGGCAUUAGCUGAUUUAUUUACAUAAGAAAUAAAUAAUUAUAGAUCAAUAAAUCAUGCAAGAUAAGCUUUGGUGAAUUCUCUAGAUUAUUCAACAUUAGAAGCUUUUAAAUCUUUAGAUUUAUUUAAUUAAGGUUUUGUAAGUAAAGAAACUUUAUAACUAUUUAUGUAAAAAUAAGGUGCACCAUUAUUAAAUGAUGAGAUAGAUUCAUUUUUUGAUGCAGUUGAUUUAGAUUAAGAUGGAAGAAUAUCUUAUAGUGAAUUAGUUGAAGCAGUUCAUUUAAUGGAACCAUUACCAUAUAGAUCAAGUGUAGUAAGAGAUAGUGAAUAUAUAAGAGCAGUUGAAAAUAAUAGAUCAUUAGAAAGAUUAAAUUUAUCUAAUUACCCAUAUUAUUUUUAUCCUUAUUAUCCAUAUUACUAUCCUUAUUAUUAUCCAUCUUUAAGAUUAGAAAGUGUAAGAUAAAGAGAGAAUUCACUUGAAAGAUUAAGAAGAUCAAGAUUAGAAUAAAUUGAAAAUGAAAACAGAAUUAUUUAAUUGGAGAAUGAAAAAAGAAGAAAUGCUGAAAGAUAAAGAAGUGCUGAGAGACUUAAAUAAAUUUAAGAAGAAAGUUUUAUAAGAUAAUCAUAAAUUGAAGAAUAAAAUAGAAUCAGAGAACUUGAUAGAAUUAGAGAUGAAGAUUUAAGAAGAAGCAGAGAAAGAAUAAGAUUAAUUGAAAAUGAAGCAAGACUUAAAUAAAUUGAAGUUGAAAGUAGAGCAAGAGAUAUAGAAAGAGAAAAUAGAUUAUUAGCUUUAGAAAGAGAAUAAAGAAUAAGAUAAGCAGAAUUAGAAAGGGAAUUAAUAGAAAGUAAAGUUAAAUAUUAGAAUUUGGAGAGAUAAAGUAGUUUAGAAAGAUUGAGAUAACUUGAAGAUAUUAGAAGAGCAGAAUUAGAUAAAAUUAGAACAAGUGCAGCAUUAGCAUAUUCUCCAUAUUAUUCUACAUAUACUUCAAAUGUACCAUAUUAUGAGAAAGUCUUAUAAAAAUAUCCUUAUUCAUUGAUAGAUUCAAUUAAUGCCUUUAAGUAAUAUUUUUUAUUCUAUACAUAGUACAAUAAGAAGAUAUUCCCCAAGUAAUACCAAAUCUUUAGUAUAAUCAACUAUUUACGAAAGUCCAAGUAAAAUCAAAAAGCAAGAAUUUAAAUAAAAAUGAUUCACACAAUUUUGCAUUAUAAAUGUGCUUAAAUUAUUAUAAAUAUAAUACAUGAGAAUAUCUUUCUAAUG
Messenger RNA from Paramecium sonneborni, 1722 nucleotides. Lineage: Eukaryota; Ciliophora; Oligohymenophorea; Peniculida; Parameciidae. The record is from the annotation of a GenBank genome assembly.